AUGACGGAUGAGUUGGGUGACUCAGAUAGCGGCUUCACUCUGGUUCACACGCAGGUGACAGGCGUGGGUACAAUCAUUAACAGUGCGGCUAAAAAAGACGGAGGUGGCUACAUUCCCACGCUGUCCGGCAGGAAUAAUGCGCUGACUCGGCUGCGCUCCAUAAGACCCCACGGGCGGCCACCAGACGCUCCUUUUGGCCUCCUGCUGGCUGUGUUUGUGCUGUGCCUGGUUCUGCUGGGCCUCCUGGUCUUUGGCUCCUGGAAGCUGUGCGGGCUGCCUGGCCGCAGUAAGGCCGUUUUCCCGGGUCGGUCUCGGAGCGUGGACGAACGCCCGCUGCAGCCGGCGGCUGGUCCCCCACCACACCACCACCAGCAUCGACGGCAACAGCAGCAGCAGCCGGCAGUUACCAUGGCGACAGAGAAAGUGAACGACCCUGUGGGCCGUAUGGGCUUCCUGGAGGCGGCGGUGAAGAUAAGCCAUACAUCUCCUGACAUCCCCACCGAUGUGCAGCUUUCCAUGAGGGAGCACUUCCUGCGCCGCACGCAGCGCAUGCAGAGGCAGACCACGGAGCCCGCUUCCUCCACCCGACACAGCUCCUUCAAGCGCCAUCUUCCCCGGCAGAUGCAGGUGGGCAGCCUGGACCUGGGGAACGACUACGUGUCGGACAAAGAGGAGAAGUCCACCAGCAUCGGCCGCAUCCAGCCGGAGCUCUACCAGCAGAAAACGUCGGAGUCGGAGGACUCGUCCAAGAACAGCAGCAGCAAAAACUGCGGCCGGAUGAACUUCUCCCUCAAGUACGACUAUGAGGGCGAGGCCCUGCUGGUCCACAUCAUCCGGGCGGUGGAGCUCCCCGCCAAGGACUUGUGCGGCACGUCCGACCCUUAUGUGAAGAUCUACCUGCUGCCUGACCGCAAGAAGUUCCAGACGCGCGUCCACAGGAAGACCCUCAACCCAACCUUCGACGAGAGCUUCCGCUUCCCGGUGCCUUACGACCAGCUGGCCGCCAGGAAGCUCCACAUGAGCGUCUUCGACUUCGACAGGUUCUCCCGCCAUGACAUGAUCGGGGAGGUGGUGCUGGACAACCUGCUGGAGACGUCCGACCUGUCCCGGGAGACCAACGUGUGGAAGGACAUCGACUACGCCACCAGCGAGAGCGUGGACCUCGGGGAGAUCAUGUUCUCCCUCUGCUACCUGCCCACCGCCGGCAGACUCACGCUGACCGUCAUCAAGUGCAGGAACCUGAAGGCCAUGGACAUCACCGGAUACUCAGAUCCGUACGUCAAAGUGUCUCUCAUAUGUGACGGGCGACGUCUGAAGAAAAAGAAGACGAGCAUCAAGAAGAACACCCUGAACCCCACCUACAAUGAGGCCAUCAUCUUCGACAUCCCCCCCGACAGCAUGGACCACGUCAGCCUGCACAUCUCCGUCAUGGACUAUGACUUGGUGGGUCACAACGAGGUCAUCGGCGUCAUGCUGUUGGGAUGCAACGCUGAGGGGCUGGGCAGGGACCACUGGAACGAAAUGCUGGCUUACCCCCGCAAGCCCAUCGCACACUGGCACCCCCUGCUGGAGCCCAAGAAGUCCGAGAAGGAGUGGAAAGCGAGGACGGCCAGUUUUGACAGCCAGGGCUCCUGCCCCUCCCCUCGGCCCCCGGCGACACCCUGAGAGGCGCCACCUGAGACCCCCUGCGGCGGAGGCGGGGGCGACGCUGCUGUGUCUUCUGCCUCCUGCCGGUCCACUUCCUGUCUGUCUGACUCUGUUCUGACACCCCUCCGUCUGCCCUCCCAAACGAGGCCCCAUCCUACCACCCCCACCUUCCGCCAGGUCACGUCAGGUCAGAGCGUCUGGUGUUUGCGGUUUAGGGGCCGUCAGCUAAAGCGGCUGUUCCUUGACGGGAAGGUCGGGGGUCGCCAGGGAACAUUUCUGGUGCAAAAGGGGAAGUCGGAGGAGAGGAGUUCCGAAAUUAAGUGUCACAUAUGAAAAAAAAUGUUUUUUGUUGUUCAAGCUGAGUUCGCAUCAUCGCAUCAACAACACGAUGACAUGAUUGAUCGUGCAAUGGUUGUUUUUCUGCCUAGCAACACGUAAAAUCAUUUGCUCUCCUGGUUAUUUUCACUCUUAAUUAAAGUCUUAAUUCAUUUUUUAAAUGAUAUCAAAUUAAAAUGGGGUUUAAACCAAUAAAAUUAAUGACACUAACUCAAAAUUAAUAUAAUGAAAUUAGCACAACCUGCCACUUUCCCUGGUUGUUUUACUCUAUUAAGUCUUCAUUCAUUAUUCUUUUUUUCAUUCAAACAAUAAAACUCAUGUAUAAUAUUAAUAAAAAUAAGCUAAAUUAAUUUAAUUUAAAACACUGUUUACCUUUUAAUUCAUUGAAAUUUAUUCAGAAUGAUAAAACUGACUUAAAACAAUAACUUGUCAUUUGAAAAAAUAUUGAAAUGAGCACCACUCGUUAGUUUUAGGCUUUGUUGUUUUUCAACAAAAAAUGUUUUGUGAAGUAAUACUCAAAAUUAAACUAAUUUCAUUGACAUAUGUUUUAUAUAUAUUAAAAAAAAUAAAAUAAAAUAAUUAACAUUGAAUUGAAAUGAAUUUAGUUUUCUAAAAAAGUCAUCAAAAUGAGCACAACGUGUUAAUUCUCUGUUUGUUUUCAUACAAAUCGGGCUUUUUUUCAUUUAGUAGAAAACGCAAUUUGAAAACAAUAUUCAUUACACUUUUACUUAAUUAAUUGAAUUAAAAUAGAUUAUGUUUGUAGUGAUUCAAGCAAAAUACAAAAAAAUAAUGAAAAUAACAUAUAUAACAUAAUAAAAGUGUUUUAAAAAUAAUCAUAAAAUAAUUCAAAAUCAAUAAUAAUAAAACCAAAUGACUGAAAAAGUAAUUCUCGUGAAUUGCAAUUGUUUUGUAGAAAAGUACGACUAUAAGCCCGCCAGGCCGUGACCUUCUCUGCUCGUUUGUGGUGGUUCCUCCAGGCGGAGUUUGUAUAUUUUCAUGUCAUGUGUUUUUAGCGCUUCGGUGUGACGAGUACAUAACCGUAGCGAUGUUUGGAGCGUAGCCUCACCAGUGGUGACAUUCCGAGGAAAAUAAGGCAACCCCAAACACUCCCUCCCUCCGUGGGUUUUUCCACUCUGGUUGUGAUUCUGUGCUUCACCCGGAUCCCCUCAGGCUCUCGUCACACUUUUCAUUGACGUUGUGAGAAGAAAUCAGCAUUUUGGUGCCGUGUUUCCCAUACGCCACAAAGUCUGCCAGAUAUGAUGAAGAAGAAGACGUAGCAGGAGGCUUGGGGUUUGAACACGCUCGAUGAGCGACAAGUCUCGUGAAGUCUUUUGGAGACAUCUCAACAGGACAUAUUUGUUUGGCUUUUCCACUUUUUGUGUUGUCAUCAACUUCAACUUGUCUAUGUCGCCCCCUAGUGGCCACAAAUGACAAGGAUUAGACGCGUCACACCCAUUUGUGGCCCAGCAGAUCUAAGGUCUGGUUUGAAACGUGUUUCUGCUUUUGUCUGCUCAAAACCCAAACAUGGACAUCUACAUUUAGAUGUCAUCUACACCUACAUCAAGGCAUUUCUGGAUUUGGGUUCAAAAGUCGUUUAUGCUGCCCCCAAUACAAUGCACAAAAUCGAAAACACACUUGUUUUCAAAGUCUAAAAUUGGGGAAAAAGUGGUCAAUGAAUCAGUGUGUGAAAUCUAAGUGGUUGAUCAGAUUCAAUCAGGGUUGGGUUUAAAAGUCAUUAUGUUGCCCUCUACUGGCCAAAAAACCCACAACCACAUCAGAAAUCUCAUUUCAUCCACAAAUAAAAGACAAGUCGUUUUCAAACUCUGAAAACUGGGGAAAACAUGGAGAAAGAUGAUCCGGUGUGAGGGCCGAUGGGAUUCAACCAGGGUUAGGUACAAAAUGCUGCCCCCAACUGGCCAGGAUUGGCACAUCUAACCACAUUCAUGCAAGAUUGUUUUCCAAGUCUAAAAACAGGGCAAAAAAUAGCAAAAGACAAUUGGUUGAUGAUCCAGUGUGUCGGAUUCCAAAAGUCAUCGGUGCCACCCUCAUCUGGCCAAAAAGACAAUGACAACAUUCAAAAUCUAACCACGGUUGGACGAUUGGUUGAUGAUCCGGUAUGUCAUAUCUACGGACGGCCAAUCAGUUUCCAUCAGGAUUGGGUUCAAAAUGGCCAAAAAAAACAAUGACAUUAAACUAACCAGCUGGUUUUCGAAGUCUAUCAAGACGAUUGGUUGUUGAUCCAGUCAUAUCUAAUGGCGGCCAGGCGGCUUUGAUCGGGGUGGGUUCAAGUCCUUUAAUCUGCCCCCGACUGGCCAAAAAAAAUGCAAAGUUAUUUUCUAAUGGGAUGAUUAGAUGAAGAUUAGACGUGUCAUCAUAGGAAAUAAAAAAGGGUGACUGAUGAUGUCGGGUUAGGUCCUAAUAUCAAAAACAACUCAACAGGAAGUCAUUUCUUCCAUAAUUUGUCUAAACCACGCCCCUUAUCUGACCGUAUGUCAACAGUGUCUCCAGGGGCUCCGCUUUCCAGACUGUGUAGGCCGCGUGCAGAUGUUUCCGGCAGGAUCUGUUUUCGACAUUUACUGCUGCGUCGGCCUGACGGGGGUCAGCCCAGUCGAGUGGGCGGCGGAAAAGCCGUGACAUUUAGUCUAACUGCCGCUCGUUGAGAGACGGCGGCGGGGAGCGUGUUCAUUGGUGGUUGUGUCAUCUCUCUGUCUUGUCAUGUGGCAUGCCCAAGCAAAAAACAAAACUACAACCCAAGUGAUUUAGUUUUCAGUUAGAGUUCCCAAUACCAAAAUGUGAACAUGACCUAAGGAUCAUGUGAUCCCUGUUCUAAAAAAAUCUGUCAGAGUCGGAGAACGAAGCUGUCUUUCAAGGGUCAAACUGAUGCAGAUCUAUUUCGUUUUCAGCAAUGCUGUGUUUGCCCCAUUUGGAGAUCGUAAGUCGAGUUGAGUAAACCUGACUCCUGCCGUCUCAGGAGUCGUUCGGGUUGAGGCCUGGGCUUCUACUCUGCUCAGCUCUCAAUCAGAGGGAUUGUGUGGUCGCAGGAUGGAGCCUGGGUGGUCCAGCCCUGCAAAAACAAGCCCGCUGACAGAGAGUUGAGUUGAGCCAGUGGGGUUCAAGAGAGACGGAGCGGAGUGUCAUUGGAGCAGGAAUGAAUCAAUGUGUUCAACAGUCGCUUCUACUGCAAAUGUUCAUCGGAAACAGAAAAAUUUCACGAACUUUGGCUACAUACGCCCUUGGAAUGAUCGGUACACACAGAAAAAUCAUGGUAAAGACCGACCAAUCACACUUCUUACGAUCUGUACCGUUGCCUUGACGCAGAAGCAGCAGAAACAUAAGCUAGGAUCUAGAAACAGUAAAUGGUCUAGCAAACCGGAACAUCCACUUUAUUGUACGUUAUUGUCCCAGUUCUACAGCAGUUCUACACUUGUUUUACUUUCAUUCGGGCUCUCCAAUAAUAUUUCCUUGAAACUUUGUCUGUUUGUUUGCUCAACCAUUGAAAUCAUACGAUCUGGUUUGAGUACUUUUUGGACUGUUAUCUCUUCGCUCUGCCUACCUUUCUCGAUAUGAUUUCUUGAUACGAUAGCACAGACGUUUCUUAUUGGACAUUUUGUAUUUGUAACAAAGAUGAACGUGUGUGAUGCCAUGAAGAGUUGAGUUGUUAUCCUUACGUUUGAUGACAUUCUUAUCGCCAUUCUAUGGGCCAAUAGCUGUUACUGUCAGACCGCUGUGUUGUUUUCCUUCCUUGAGGUGUCAUUUGCUGUUCUGGGUUCUGUGACCUGAUAUUUCUUUGGAUUA
Doryrhamphus excisus (bluestripe pipefish) is the source of this 5778-nucleotide messenger RNA. The record is from RefSeq and is a predicted model, not a curated record. NCBI's taxonomy places the organism in Eukaryota, Metazoa, Chordata, Actinopteri, Syngnathiformes, Syngnathidae.